This is a messenger RNA of Saccharomyces kudriavzevii IFO 1802, 696 nucleotides long. RefSeq names its product Rho family GTPase RHO3 (gene RHO3). Gene Ontology annotation, molecular function: GTPase activity; GTP binding. Gene Ontology annotation, biological process: small GTPase-mediated signal transduction. The record is from RefSeq and is a predicted model, not a curated record. Bases 1 to 696 code for a protein of 231 amino acids. The transcript has a single exon. Lineage: Eukaryota; Fungi; Ascomycota; Saccharomycetes; Saccharomycetales; Saccharomycetaceae.
AUGUCAUUUUUAUGUGGGUCAGCCUCAGCAUCAAAUAAGCCAAUCGAAAGAAAAAUUGUUAUUCUAGGUGAUGGUGCCUGUGGUAAGACUUCGUUACUGAAUGUUUUCACCAGAGGUUACUUCCCUGAAGUGUAUGAGCCCACUGUUUUCGAAAACUAUAUCCAUGAUAUUUUUGUUGACAGUAAACAUAUCACGUUAUCUUUGUGGGAUACUGCGGGUCAAGAAGAGUUUGAUAGAUUACGAUCCUUGUCUUAUUCAGAUACGCAAUGUAUAAUGCUAUGUUUUAGUAUUGAUUCACGCGAUUCCUUGGAGAACGUUCAAAAUAAAUGGGUAGGUGAAAUCACUGAUCAUUGUGAGGGCGUCAAAUUAGUUUUGGUCGCACUAAAAUGCGACUUGAGAAACAACGAGAACGAAACAAACGCCAUCACGCCGAACAAUAUCCAACAAGUUAACAGCGUUUCCAAUGGCAACAGCAAUAACGUAAAUAGUAACUCUAAUGCCAAAAACCUGAUAAGUUAUGAAGAAGGUCUUACCAUGGCGAAGAGGAUUGGCGCGCUGCGUUAUCUGGAAUGUAGUGCUAAACUAAAUAAAGGUGUUAACGAAGCCUUCACGGAAGCUGCAAGAGUUGCUUUAACCGCGGGCCCAGUAGCAACUGAAGCGAAAAGCGACGGUGGAUCCGGCUGUACUAUUAUGUAA